UCCUAUGGUCCUCUUAAUAGUCCUCUAAUAGUUAAUAGUCUUAAUAGUCCUGUAAAGUCAUGUAAAGAUGGAUAGCAAAGUAUCGGCAUACAUGGCCAGUCUAAGACGCACGUGUGGGAGUGUGUGGAAAUUAUUUAAGACUGCUAGUAAUGUAUCAAGGUCUUUCAAAUUGUAAAUCUAUCACUGAUGACACGUUGUGUAACAAACGAACGCGCCUGCUUGUGUAAGACAGUUUUGUAAGGUAAGACUUUAUUAGCCCCUCCCUCGUGAGGUGCAUCGGUACACAUAUAUAAUUGGUAUACAUAUGCAAUAUAUAUAUUGCAGAAAUAUGACAAGCUGCAAUUUAUCUGGUUUGUUAUCACGGAGCUUCCGAAGCUUUCCUCAGUAGACUAGUUUUGAUCAUGUCAAUUACUGCACCCACCGGCGAAGUUCAUGAUCAAGUGCCGCAUCAUGAAACGAAGAGGACUGAGUAUAAUCUAGUUCAGGUAAAGGGGACGUGGACGAGAAAGAAUCGAAAAACUUUAAGGAAGAAUGAAAAUGAACGCGUGUCAUCUGCCAAAAUACAUGAAUGCAGUGAAGGAAGGGGGACAACCUGGACAGUGGUCAGUCCCAUUGUCUUCACCUAUCAGGUGAUCCAGACCCAAAACCUGCUGGAUCCCAGCAAUGACGCCCUCCUGACUGGCCACAUCAGAGACCCCCAGCAGCUGGAGCUUCUCAGAGGCAGCCACAAGCCUCUUAAACGCUUUGUGGUCAUGGACGAGACAGUCUUCAAGCUGUAUGGCUGCCAAGUCACUGACUACUUUGAGAGUCGCGAUGUCUUGUACAGAAUCCUUCCCCUACCCACAACGGAGGAGAAGAAGUCGAUGGAAAUGGUGAUGAUGAUGCUCAAUGAGGUCCACAAGUUUGGCAUUGACAGGCGCACAGAGCCGAUCAUCGCUAUCGGUGGCGGCGUGUGCCUGGACAUCGUGGGCCUUGCUGCUUCGCUAUACAGAAGGCGCACCCCUUACAUCCGAGUGCCAACCUCUCUCCUCUCAUACAUUGAUGCCAGCGUGGGGGCCAAGAAUGGGGUGAACUUUGCCAACUGUAAAAAUAAGCUUGGCUCGUAUAUUCCACCUGCUGCUGCACUUUUGGACAGGUCCUUUAUUCAAACAUUACCACGAAGGCACAUCUCAAAUGGUAUGGCUGAAAUGCUCAAGAUGGCGCUGAUGAAGCACAAAGGGCUCUUUGAGCUGCUGGAGGAGCAAGGUCGAUUCCUGCUGGACUCCAGGUUUCAGUCCAACAACGUAGACUUGACCUCAGCGGCUGCAGUCACCACUAGGGUGGCAAUCGAGACCAUGCUGGAAGAGUUGGCCCCAAACCUCUGGGAGGACGACCUAGACAGACUGGUGGAUUUUGGCCACCUAAUAAGUCCUGCGCUAGAGAUGGAAGUGCUUCCAGCACUUUUGCACGGGGAGGCCGUGAACAUCGACAUGGCCUUCAUGGUGUACGUGGCCCAUGAGAGGGGCCUGGUGACCGAGGACGAGAAGCUUCGGAUCGUCGACUGCAUGCUGGGGCUGGAGCUCCCCGUGUGGCACCGGGGCUUCACGCUGGCCCUGGUCCAGAGGGCGCUGCGCGAGCGCCUCAGACACUCCGGAGGGCUGGUGAGGAUGCCUCUGCCCACCGGCCUGGGCUGUGCAGAAAUCUUCAACGACACAGACGAUGAAACCCUGUGCCAUGCGUAUGAGAGGUGGUGUGAUGAGCUGGGACCAGGACUUUCCUCGUGAACCUUGACAUCUUAUGAGUUUAUGUUUGACUUCUGUUCCAGCAGCAUUAGGUAUAGUGAUGCCAAGAUCUAUUCUUUUAACAGGCUUUCACCCUGUCACUACUUCUAUAGGUCAUGUGUUCAGUACUUUUGUUCAAAUGGGAUUUCUGAUAGAACUGAAACAUGUGAAUGUAUAUGAUAUUAGUUUAAUAUGGGAUUUUCUAGGUGCUCUUAACCUUUCAAUAAGUCAAACUAUUAAUGUGUAAGGAAUCCAAAUACUGACAUAUUAAACUUUAGUCUGUUAUAACAUGGUAUAUAUUAGCAAAUAUAUCUAACAACUUUUUGUUAUAUAGUUGAUAUAUAUUUGUGUUGCUAACAUGUAUUCUAAAAGCUUUUCUUUGGCGCUUUGAGACCCAUGUUUAAGAUUAUUCAGUGUAAUAUCUAAAUAAACGGAAAAUAUAGAUUAAUGUCUAUCCUGUAACUAUGAUCCACUAUCCACUUGGACUUGGAUCUUCCGGGAGAAAGAUCAUGGACAUCUCAUGAUUCGAUGCAGAGGUGACUUAGGACACCAUCUCCAAAGGUGCCGAUUUUACUUAACUAACUUCAUCAUUUUGAUACCAUUCAGAAUUAUAAAAUACACUGAAUACACAAAUGUGACUAGUAAAAUAAGGACAGAACAGAAAAGGAAAAAAAAAGCUUUUUUUUUAUUUGAAAAUAGGCUGAGAAUUCUAUUUUGGGAAUAGGCAUAUACUUAAUCGAAAACUAUUGACAACUGACAAUCUAAAAUUCAGCACUAAAAUGCAUGUGUCCAUUGUUGUACUACUAAUUGUGUAAGAGAGAACACGUGACAGGGACCCUGGGAACAGCAAGGCAUACAUGUCACUUUGCCCUGGUAAACACUGAAGAGUUCAUGUUACCUGCAAAAAGUCUUACCCAUAUACAGGUCUUUUAAUGUCUAACCUGAAAAAGAAAAGAUCCAAGAUGCUCAAAAGUGCUCCUCAGAAAUAGGCGGUUCGAUCACAUCGGUCUAAUAUAUAACAUUCAGAAAUCUUAAGAACUUCAGAACUUUAUAUACUUCAGGCAUAUUAACAUGUGUUAACAUUCAGCUGAACUGAAUACAUACUUGCUGUACAAAUACCCCAGUGUUCUGCUGUUAAAAAAAGCAAUCGUUGAACAGUGUCAACAGAAGGAGCUAGAUAUACUGCCCUUAAGAACUGGUCUGGUAUUAGGACAUGGUAAACAAGUGGUUUACUUAUUUUAUGUGCUAAAACUACCUGACACUACCUAAUACUGAGUCUUGUUGAAUAGUUCUAGGGCCACUUACAGUUAGACAAUGUGCUAGGGCAAUAGAAAACAAGAUUACUGACAUAUCAUUCAAACUUUGUUAUAAAUAAAGAUAUUUUUUUUCUUACAAAUAUAACAUAUUUUGUGUUUCCUGAAAGAAGUAGUUUUAGAAAACUCCAUGUGCUCCAUGUCCAAUGCUCCCUGAAGCACUGCUGUGUUGUCAUCAUUAUAUACACGUAAGUGAUUGCAUAGAGUUUAUGGUGAAGCAGAGCACUGCUGGAGGACUGACUGACAUCAGCCCUUCUACCAAGCUCAAAGGCUAUCCUGUUAAGAUACUGCUUCUGUUUAU
This is a messenger RNA of Clupea harengus (Atlantic herring), 3374 nucleotides long. It is a transcript of the gene eevs, whose product is annotated as 2-epi-5-epi-valiolone synthase. The record is from RefSeq and is a predicted model, not a curated record. Lineage: Eukaryota; Metazoa; Chordata; Actinopteri; Clupeiformes; Clupeidae. Gene Ontology annotation, biological process: antibiotic biosynthetic process. Gene Ontology annotation, molecular function: 3-dehydroquinate synthase activity.